AUGAAUAAAAAUGUCGGACUUUCAGUAUAUGAUCUUAUCAACUCUGAAGAACAUUUAGAAGAAGAAUCUAGCCAAUCGGUAACAGUUGCUUUACGUUUCCGGCCAGUUAAAAAGGCGGUUAAGAAAAAGGAUGCCCCAAAAGAAGUGAAAGAUGUCAUUAACAGUGAUGAGAAUAAGGAGGGGAAACAGGGUGACCAGCCAAAAUCACAGCUAGUUUAUUUUGCUGAACCUGUUGUACACAAGCCAGUCCAAGAACAGGAACUUGAGGAUGCUUUUGAAUCCCGGGUUAAGGACCAAAAAGAGCCAGAUAAAGUGAAAACUAAGAACGAGGCCAAGAAAACCGAAGAAUUGUCUUCAACUUCGCUACCACGACUGCAUUAUUAUGCAGAGCGAGAAAUAGUACCAGGCAUCGGUGCUAGUAGAGCAGAGUAUACACUGUGGACAGAAGACUACGAUCCAUUACACCCUAAUAGCUAUCAUGAUUAUAAAGAAAGCGAGGAAAAACUAGCAGAAGAUCAGGAUUGGCUAGAUUAUUUGCUUAAUUUAAGGGCUGAGAGGGACAGGGAGCAAGAUGGAAAUGUUCGAUAUGGUCUUGACUACGGCAGUAAAGGGUCUGGCGCAAAUGAAUCAGAAGACGAAGACCAACUGACGUCAAAAGAAACUGAAGCUGAAACUGGUGAUCAAGAAGAGCAAGGAGAAGACGACAAUAUCGACGAGGAGGAAGAAAAAGAAGAUGUAACUCUCAAUCAAAAGUCGGCAACAGUACCACCCGGCGACUCUUUUGCAGCUAGUCUGUUAAAGAAAUAUGGCUGGAAGCCUGGUAAAGGUCUCGGAAAGUCAUCAAACGGCAUUGUACGUCCUCUGGUAGUUAUAGCGAGCAAAAAACGCCCAGGAUCAGGCCGGAUAGUCCAGAGUCGAGGACGCAAACGGCAGAAGAAACAGCGAACUGUACCCUCAUAA
Sugiyamaella lignohabitans is the source of this 960-nucleotide messenger RNA. RefSeq names its product RNA-binding protein, G-patch type (predicted). The transcript is spliced from 2 exons. Bases 1 to 960 code for a protein of 319 amino acids. Gene Ontology annotation, cellular component: precatalytic spliceosome. The record is from RefSeq and is a predicted model, not a curated record. Gene Ontology annotation, molecular function: nucleic acid binding. Lineage: Eukaryota; Fungi; Ascomycota; Dipodascomycetes; Dipodascales; Trichomonascaceae. Gene Ontology annotation, biological process: mRNA cis splicing, via spliceosome.